AUGCGGCUUCGCCACCAGCUUGUCGCAUUCUCGAGGUAUAGGAGCCCUCUGGACGUUAAUGCCAUUCGUAGUCAUGGAAUGUGCUCGAGCCUGCAAUACGAGUACGAGCAGGCUAGUCUGCCAGGCCAAGACAACAUCUACGAUGCUCGAUCGGCAGAUAUGCGUCGUCGGUUCUACUUCAAGUACGGGGCGCUCCAUACAGAACAUACAGAGACCUGGACGCUGGGCCCUGCAUUCUUCCCACUACGGACCGAAUUUCCGCUAGCGAGCGCCAUUUCGCCGGCAUCUCUUUCCACCAUGGCCGAGGGCAGCUACGGCAGCAGUCCCUUUUACCGGUCGGCCGUGUCGUCGCCCACGGAAUCGGGAACGGUGACAGCAAACUACAAGGCCAACGUGAGCCGGAAGAAGACGCGGAAAUGGGUCGAGGCCAAGACGAUCAACUACGACGGCAGCGGCUGGGGGGACGAGGACGACGAUGACGAUGGGGAUGACGACGGAGCCCACAUGGCCGGCGGUGUACCACCGCCGAUGCCCAGUCUUCCCGGAACCAUGCUGUCUGGCAUCCGCACGCUGCCGUCUAUAGCUGGUGCCAGUGCAGCCGCCAGUCCGACGACGGCGACACAUCGUCCACGACAGGACUCGCUGCCGACGCGGCCGCUGCUAAACGGACAGACGGCAGCAGCAGGAGAGUCGGCUUCGACACAGCCGCCGUCACAAUUGCCGUCCUUGCCGUCCCAGCAGUCCUGGCGCCAGGGCUCGCCGGCGCUGCCGUCCAACAGCCAAAGCAAUAGCAGCAACCGGAGCAGCAGCAUCGGCACGCCGGCCGCUCGCACUCUCUCAAGCGUCCCGUCCUCCAGCACCGCUCCUCCGCUGCACGCCGAGCUGCCGCGGUCUGGAUCCAUGCCGCCAGCCGCCCGACGCCAGCCUUGGACGUCCGAGGCUCGCUCGCAGUCGCCUUUGGGCCCGCGUGCACAGUCGCCGGCUGCGGCCGCUGUUCGUCGAGCUGCCACGGCCAAUGCCAGCGCUCUUGCCAACGGCAGCACCAGCAGCCUCGUUCGCCCGUCGGAAAUCUACCGGCGUGGUACAUCCAGCGAGGAGACCGUGCCACAGCAACAACAAGCGUCAUCAAGUCCAGGAAACAACGCCACCGCGGUCGCACCUGCCGCCUCGGCCAACAUUCGAUCACCAGAAACACCCGUCCGAGAAAUCGCCGCAGCCGCAGCUGCAGCCUUCCAGACUCCCAUCAUCAUAGCACCCUCACCUGGUCCCCAUUCUCAACACAAGCCAAAGGUCUCGACUGACUCGGCUGCAUCUUCUGCUGCCAGCACGGCCGCCGAAGAGGAGGCCCGUCGGUUCUCCAACUUCCCUAAGCUCCCUAGCCUGGCCCGCUUCUCGACCUUUGCUCCUGAGCUGCUCUUUGGAGAGACAAGCCUGCUCUCUUCCGAUGGUGCGCCUCCUGUUCCGGCCCUGCCACCGGCCGCAGGAAAGGUAGAGGCAGCAGCCCCGCUGGCCGUGGCGCCCACAGCGGCUGCCUUGUCGGGUGACGCCAGCACAAAGAAGCUGGCCGACAUGGCGGAGGUUCCCGGAGAUCGGUCCGAGGUUCUCCUAGAUCGUGUCGCUUCGCCGCCGCCGCCGAGCACCGUGGUGACCCCGACGGCACCCCUCAAUCCACACCGGGGCGCGCUGCCGCUUGCUGACGGCGUGCCGCCGCCGCUGGCCACGACCACGCUCAAGCGGUCCGGAACGAACACGACAGAAUCCAGCGGCACAGUCGGGACGCCCAAAGAGAGCGACAAGCUGCACGAGGAGAUCAUUCGCACGCUGACGCCGGCCAAUCUGGCGAGCGGGAACGCGAACGCGACCACGGACACGGCUGCUGGCGAGCAGUCGGACCGCGAGGAUGGAAAGCUGACGCGCGAGAGCUCCUAUCUGCAGAGCGUCUACGACGAGUACUGGACUGCCGACGACGUCGACGACGCCUCCGCAGAACCGGUGCCACCUCUGCCCCACGUCCCCAUGUUGACGGCGGCUGCAGCAGCGGCAGAGGUAGCCGGAGCAGCAGCCCUGGUGGCCUCGGGCUCACAGCUUGAGCUGGGUGGGCAGAAGGCUGAGCAGAAGGCUGAGCAGAAGGCUGAGCAGAGCCCGGAGCUGAAACCGGAGCCGAUCCCGGAGCCAAUCCUGAAGACGACCCCUACCCUGUCAACACCAGAACCGGCAACGCUGAAAUCCCCGGCUGUCUCGCCCGACGCCAGGAUUCGACGCCGCUUCUCGUGGGAGGGCGAGUCUCAGGCCGCGUCUCGAGCAGCGUCUGCUACGGCAUCUGCUGCUGAGGUCGAUGGCAGCUCAGCGCCUGAGCCAGCUCCUCCGUCAUCGGCGGCAGCAGUGCGGAUGUCGGUAGAGCCACCAAUUCCGGUGGAGCUGGAGGACCCUAGAUCGCCGGCAUCUCUCUUCAGCGCGUUUGAGCUCCACACGCUAGCGACAGAGGCGCCGCCAGUCGAUGCAGACUCGGCCCCAGAGGUCGUGCAGUCGACCACACAGCCGGCCCUGCGAUCGAUGUUGGACGUGGUUGCAGACGAGCCGAAAGCACCGGCCAUUGUCGGACUGCCGGUGUCUCCGCGACCGCCGCACCAGCGACAGCCGUCGGCAGCGACAGGCCCGAGAGAGUCGGUGCUGUCGGCGCACUCGCACUCGUCCACACAGUCGGCGCAGUCGACCCAGCUGGCCCCGUCGGCCCAACUGAUUGGCGGCUACGGCCAGGACGAGGGCAACAGCGGCCAGCUGCUGACGCUGCGGCAGUGUAUGGCCUUUGAGACGCACGAGGAGCGUAUGACCAAGCUGGCCGAGACGCGGAGCGAGUACGCCAACGCAGACUCGGGCCUGCUCGCGUGGCUCAGCGCCAUGACGGCCGUGCCCGAGUACGCCCGGGCGUCGUAUGUGCCAAUCUGGGAGACCGUCUCGGCCGGCCAGCCACCACCAUCCCGACCGGCGGCUGCACUCGCCAGCAUACCGUCGAUCCCGUCGAGCAACCACAUCUCGCACAAGGGCAAGGAGAUCUUGGCAGCCACAGGCAAGGCCGGCAAAGGGCUCUUUUCCUUGCGGAAGAAGGGCUUCCACAAGAAGGCGGCCAACUGA
Messenger RNA from Grosmannia clavigera kw1407, 3132 nucleotides. RefSeq lists its product as uncharacterized. The transcript is spliced from 5 exons. The record is from RefSeq and is a predicted model, not a curated record. NCBI's taxonomy places the organism in Eukaryota, Fungi, Ascomycota, Sordariomycetes, Ophiostomatales, Ophiostomataceae. The coding region runs from base 1 to 3132 and encodes 1043 amino acids.